This is a messenger RNA of Tarenaya hassleriana, 660 nucleotides long. Its product is annotated as agamous-like MADS-box protein AGL103. Gene Ontology annotation, molecular function: cis-regulatory region sequence-specific DNA binding; protein dimerization activity; DNA-binding transcription factor activity, RNA polymerase II-specific. Gene Ontology annotation, biological process: positive regulation of transcription by RNA polymerase II. The record is from RefSeq and is a predicted model, not a curated record. Lineage: Eukaryota; Viridiplantae; Streptophyta; Magnoliopsida; Brassicales; Cleomaceae. The transcript is spliced from 2 exons. Bases 1 to 660 code for a protein of 219 amino acids.
AUGGGGCGUGGAGGAUUGGGGAGGACGGAGGUGGGGAAGCACCGCCGGAGGAGAGCGGAGCGACGGAGCUCUCGUAGCGGCGGAGCUUUCGAGAGGAGAGUUCAGACACUGAAGAACAAAGCUAGAGAGCUCUCGGUUCUUUGCGAUACCUCCGUCUGCGUCAUUUGCUACGAUUCCGACGGCCAACUCCAUCACUGGCCGGAGAGACCCGAAGAUGUCCGUCGGAUCGCGGCGAACUACAGAGGUCUGAGCGAAGAAGACCGCCAGAAACACGCCGUAGAUUUGAAUGGGUUUUUGUCCUCGGAGGCUACGAAAGCUAAUCGCGCCAGCAAGAAGCCGAGACUCGCGCCGGCUUACCCAGAUUCUGAUGGGACGGUGGACAAUCUCUCAGAUGACGAGCUUGGGGUUCUGCUGUCUCGAAUUGACGCCAAAUUAGUCCAAUUUCAGGAAAGACAGAGUCUUGUGAUGGAUCAUGGAGGAAGAACAGAAAAGGAUUUCGAGGGUCGGAACGAAGAUGUCGGAUCGGAGAAAUCGGCAACGGGCCCGCGGGGUGAAGAAAACACAGAUGAAAUCGACAUCUUUAGGGGUUUGGAAGAUUUGGAUUGUGGGUUUCAAGGAUUCGGCUUUGAGAGUUUCGGUGGUUCUUCGAUGUACAUUUGA